This is a messenger RNA of Choloepus didactylus (southern two-toed sloth), 3499 nucleotides long. RefSeq names its product potassium inwardly rectifying channel subfamily J member 14 (gene KCNJ14). The record is from RefSeq and is a predicted model, not a curated record. Gene Ontology annotation, cellular component: plasma membrane. Gene Ontology annotation, molecular function: inward rectifier potassium channel activity. Bases 4 to 1629 code for a protein of 541 amino acids. Lineage: Eukaryota; Metazoa; Chordata; Mammalia; Pilosa; Megalonychidae. The transcript is spliced from 4 exons. Gene Ontology annotation, biological process: regulation of monoatomic ion transmembrane transport; potassium ion import across plasma membrane.
CCCAUGCCUGUCCCCGCCGCCGCCUCUGUCUACCUGGGCCGCAGCCCAGUGCCCUGCCUGGCCAGCCUCCUGGCUCCCCGCUGCGGCUGGGAGCUGGCCCCGCCCCCUGGCCCCCCUCCAUCCAGGCCUUUGAUCCGCCUGUGGGCUCAGAGGUCGGUGCCCAGCGCAGGGCCCCGGGGGCCGCAGACGGACCCACAGCCCCUGGGCGCCCAGGGACGGAGGCUGCGGAGGCCAUGGGGGUGGGCCGCCCCACCAGCAGGAUCCCCCGCCGAGCGGCCGCCCCCCACUAGGCCAGGUGGAGGGUGGUCCCCCCACCCAAUGAGCCUGGCCAGGUCCCUGCGCCGCCUGAGCGGCGCCCUGGAGUCAGAGGACGGCCAGACAGGCGACGAGGAGGAGGCCAGGCCGGGGCUGUGCCGCAAUGGGUGGGCGCCCGCGCCUGCGCCUUCACUGUCGGGUCGGCGCCGCGGGCGCUUCGUCAAGAAGGACGGGCACUGCAACGUGCGCUUCGUGAACCUGGGCGGCCAGGGCGCCCGCUACCUGAGCGACCUGUUCACCACGUGCGUGGACGUGCGCUGGCGCUGGAUGUGCCUGCUCUUCUCCUGCUCCUUCCUCGCCUCCUGGCUGCUCUUCGGCCUGGCCUUCUGGCUCAUCGCCUCGCUGCACGGCGACAUGGCUGCGUCACCGCCACCCGCGCCCUGCUUCUCACAAGUGGCCAGCUUUCUGGCCGCCUUCCUCUUCGCGCUGGAGACGCAGACGUCCAUCGGCUACGGCGUGCGCAGCGUCACCGAGGAGUGCCCGGCCGCCGUGGCCGCCGUCGUGCUGCAGUGCAUCGCCGGCUGCAUGCUCGACGCCUUCGUCGUGGGCGCCGUCAUGGCCAAGAUGGCCAAGCCCAAGAAGCGCAACGAGACGCUCGUCUUCAGCGAGAACGCCGUGGUGGCGCUGCGCGACGGCCGCCUCUGCCUCAUGUGGCGCGUGGGCAACCUGCGCCGCAGCCACCUCGUCGAGGCCCACGUGCGCGCGCAGCUGCUGCAGCCCCGCGUGACCCCAGAGGGUGAGUACAUCCCGCUGGACCACCAGGAUGUGGACGUGGGCUUUGAUGGUGGCACUGAUCGCAUCUUUCUUGUGUCUCCCAUCACCAUCGUGCAUGAGAUUGACUCUGCCAGUCCCCUGUAUGAGCUAGGACGUGCUGAGUUGGCCCGGGCCAACUUCGAGCUUGUGGUCAUUCUUGAGGGCAUGGUUGAGGCCACGGCCAUGACCACACAAUGUCGCUCGUCCUACCUCCCUGGUGAGCUGCUCUGGGGCCAUCGUUUUGAGCCAGUCCUCUUCCAGCGUGGCUCCCAGUACGAGGUUGACUAUCGCCACUUCCAUCGCACUUAUGAGGUUCCAGGGACGCCUGUCUGCAGCGCCAAGGAACUGGAUGAACGGGCAGAGCGAGCUUCUCACAGCCCGAAGUCUACCUUCCCUGGCUCUCUGGCUGCAUUUUGUUAUGAGAAUGAACUUGCUCUGAGCUGCUGCCAGGAGGAAGAUGAGGAAGAGGAGGCCGAGAAUGGGGACGGGACACAGGCAGAAGACAGGGCUGCCAGCCCCCGAGUUCUCACACCAACCCUAGCAGUGACCCUGCCCCCAUGAUGCAAGCUGGUGUUCCCACAUUUGUGCCCCCUUCCCAGAAGCAGCGAGAUGGAGAGAUCGUGCCCUCUCCUGGGAUGGGGGCAGAUGUUUCCCCAAGGCCGACAAGCCUGCUGAGUAAAUUAUCUGGGCAGACCCUGCCAUGCCUUGUGGACAUACCAGAGCUUCAGCCCUCUGUGUUCCAUGCUCCCUCCUGAGAUUUCUUUAUGAACCUAAUUCCUGAGUCUCAACAGAGCUGAGGAAUCUAGAAUUUUGGACCACCCCAGAGGCAAGGACUAGUGGUUCUAGAUUUCUCUGUAUGGCUGGUCCCGGGUUGGUGAACAGGGUCGGGAAUCAGUGGUAUUGACCACCUCUGGGGGAGGAAGUUGACAGUUCUCAAACACCAAGAGGGAUCAAGAGAUUGUAGGUCUGAACUGAUCUGAGAUUCAAGAGGCUGUUGUUUCUAUACUAAACCAAAUCAUGUGUUCUAGAGCACCUAAAGAGGAAAGGCUAUGGAAUGCCCCAAGUGUUCAAGACUAUCUUGAGUGAUAAAAGACAAGGACCAAAGGUCUGGACUGCAAGUCAAGAAAAAGACCUGUGGCUCCAGAAAUCCCAAGAGUUGAGAUUCUGUGAGUCUAGAUUAACCACAGAGGCAAGCACUGGUGAUUUUCAACUAGGUUUGACCUAGAGAGUCAACUACUCUAGAAGUUAAAUAGUUGUUUCUAGAGUGCUCAAAAUAAUGGAGAGUCUGUGAGUCCAGAAGGCUUAAAGUUAUAGAUUGGGAGUUUCAAUAUUAGAUGUCUUCAAACCACUGACUGCAGAACAUCCAAAUGAAGGGAUAAUCAUUGCUUCUGAAUGAUCCACUGUAUGUGUGUAUGUGUGUGUGUGUAUGUGUGUGUGUGUGUGUGUUUAAGUGUCAUUCUCAAAUGCCCAAAGAAAUCAGAAUUCUGUGGGUCUAGAAUUAUCAGUCAAGGAAGAAAUGGUGAUUCUAGAUGUCUGAGAUUUGCUGGUUCCAGUUUGCCCAAGUAUUCAGAAUCUCAGUGAUUCUGGACUGUUAACUGACAGAACAGACUUCUUUGUGGUUCUGUAAUGCCAAAAGGAAUCAAGACUACAGGGAUCCAGAGUGAUCUAUUACCAAAGGCCUACAAAGGCCACCUGUUCUAGCAGGUGGACCCAGGAAUUGCUAAGCAGCAUUUUGGGGCUAUCCAAGAAGAUGCAAGCCCUGGUGGAACCCUUUAGGUAAGAGGGCUGGUUGGUGAGCAAGGGGAGGGGGAGACCCAAGGCUGGUGAGUCUAGAAUGCUCUGGAAACCUACACCUAGUGAUGUAUAUCUUUAUUUCUUAAAGAUGUUAUACCUAUAGGUAUUAUAUAUAUAUGAUAUCUAUUUUGUUCCCCUGGUUUCUACAAUAAGGUUAGAAAUUGAGCACAGUCCUUUACAAGGAUCUGGGAAGCUUUACUCUAAAUCCCAACUUGGCACCAACUUACUGUGUGACCUUGGGCAAAUCACUCUCCUCUGCCUCGGAUUCCCCAUCUGUAAAAUGGGGCAUUGAAACCUGAAGUUCUCCAAGGGCCCUUCCGGUAGGAUGGCCUCUCACCUGACUGAAGGUGAGGGGUGGGGUGAGGGUCUCCCUAGCCUUGGAAUGCUGACCUGGGAGGAUACUCUUGAAGGCUGGCUCUGAACUCUGGUGUCUGAGUCACAGGGCAGAGGGCAGGCAAGGGGUGCUGUGGGCUGUGACCAAGGGCAAAAAUCACCUCUUCCCUGGCUCCAGCUUGAACGGUGGGGAGAAGCUGGGGAAGGAGGAGGUAGCUCUGACUGCUGGGACUUUUCCCAGUGUGGUGGAGAUGUGUGUUUUAGGGGAGAUCUGUCCCCCAGAUUAAAGAACUGGGAGCCCUGG